Molecule: messenger RNA, 1954 nt
Organism: Neomonachus schauinslandi (Hawaiian monk seal)
Lineage: Eukaryota; Metazoa; Chordata; Mammalia; Carnivora; Phocidae
Gene: GJB3
Product: gap junction protein beta 3
Exons: 2
Coding region: 391-1203 (270 amino acids)
Biological process (GO): cell communication
Cellular component (GO): connexin complex
Source: RefSeq, a predicted model, not a curated record
GCGUGUGGGCGAGUCAGGAUUGCAGGCCGUCCCGCGCCACGGCACUUCACAGUUUAGAGUGCCUCCCGCCCCUGAUCUCAUUGGAGCAGUGGCCACAGCCCUGCCCAUGGCCACCGAUGCCCCCAUUUCCCACAUGAAGAAACCGAGGCUCGGAGCAGCGACGGGGCCCUCGGAAGGCCGCCCCGGCAGCGGGUGGCGGCGACACUAGACGCGGACCCCCCAGCGGCCCGGUGGGCUCCCAGGUUCCUCCCCGACCUUCCCCUCUCCGCGCCUCCCCGGGCUGCGCCCGCCUCCCCGCCGCCGCCGCCGCGCGGGGCUCCCGGACGCAGGCUCGGGCUUUUCCUUUUAUUCUGUCAGGCGGGCACGCCCCCGGCACCCCCGCCGGGCACCAUGGACUGGAAGACGCUCCAGGCCCUCCUGAGCGGCGUGAACAAGUACUCCACGGCGUUCGGGCGCAUCUGGCUGUCGGUGGUGUUUGUCUUCCGCGUGCUGGUGUACGUGGUGGCCGCAGAGCGCGUGUGGGGGGACGAGCAGAAGGACUUUGACUGCAACACCAAGCAGCCGGGCUGCACCAAUGUCUGCUACGACAACUUCUUCCCCAUUUCCAACAUCCGCCUCUGGGCCCUGCAGCUCAUCUUCGUCACGUGCCCCUCGCUGCUGGUCAUCCUGCACGUGGCCUACCGCGAGGAGCGCGAGCGCCGCCACCGCCAGAAGCACGGGGACCAGUGCGCCAAGCUGUACGCCAACGCGGGCAAGAAGCAUGGCGGCCUGUGGUGGACCUACUUGUUCAGCCUCAUCUUCAAGCUCGUCAUCGAGUUCCUCUUCCUGUACGUGCUGCACACUCUCUGGCACGGCUUUGGCAUGCCGCGCCUGGUGCAGUGUGCUCACGUGGCGCCCUGCCCCAAUGUCGUGGACUGCUACAUCGCCCGGCCCACCGAGAAGAAGAUCUUCACCUACUUCAUGGUGGGGGCCUCUGCGGUCUGCAUCGUGCUCACCAUCUGCGAGAUCUGCUACCUUAUCUUCCACAGGGUCCUGCGGGACAUGAACAAGAACAAGUCCCCCAAAAGCCGCAGCCUCCCAUCCUCCACCAGCCGGGCCUCCACCUGCCGCUGCCACCACAAGCUGGUGGAGGCCGGGGAGCUGGGCUCCGACUCUGGUGACGACAAGAGGCACGCGUCAGCGCCCACCAUGACCCCCAUCUGACCACAGGCUGGGGAGCGGCCCUGGGGCUCCCACUGGGGACAGGUGGGGCAGGACUGCACUGGUGGAGGGGUCCGACAGGUGCUGGGUGCCUCCCCCUUUGAAUUCCCUAAUCUAUCCAAUUGCAUUUCUGGCAGGCUUCCUGAGCACUGGGCACUGUGCUGUCUGCCUGGGUGUAAGUCUCCUACCCCAGAGCCGGCCAGCCCUGGGGGGGACAGACAUUGAAACAAGCAAAUUAGCUACUGCAUGCAAGGGGACACUGAGGGGGCUUCUACCUAACCCAAGAGGGGGUGCUCAGGCAAGGCUUUGCUGAGGAAGUAAUGUUUGAGAGACGUGGGAAGCACUUCCCAGCAGAGACAACAGCAGGUGCAGAGGCCUGGAGGCCACAAAGAGGGAGACGCUUGCCCUGGUUGGAGGCCCCAGAUCAAAGGGAAUCUCCAUUUCCUUGGAGACUUCUGGGGAGGGAAGGAAGUAGUCUCUAAGCAGUGGGAGGUCUGAGGCCUGAGAGUGAGCUUGUGACGAGGAGCAGGGGGAGGUGACACCAGCCCCUGCCUGAGAUAUGCAGGGAUCCUCCCGGUCCCCACUGCCUUCAGGGGAAGCCCCCCUCUGCCCAAUCCUCCUCCCCGCGGGUUCAGACAGCUUUGCUCCCAUCUUCUCCCCACAAAUGUGCUCAACCUGGUGCCAGCCUCCCAGACCAUGCUCCCAGAGACUAGAGGUAGAUAUUUCUUGAAAUCAAUAAAGGCUGUGUUUUAUA